AUGGGGGACAUGGCGAACGAUAUCAAGCUGCUGAAGGGCAGCUCCCACGGGGAGCUGUCCCAGAAGGUCGCACAGCGCGUCCGCGACGAGGAUGUCUUCAUUCUGCAAUCGAGCGAGCCUGGCAACGUCAACGACGGCCUCAUGGAGCUUCUGAUCAUGAUCCACGCCUGCAGAACCGCAUCCGCCCGCCGAAUCACCGCCGUCAUUCGUCAGUACCACCGAAAAGACAAGAAGGACAAGAGUCGUGCUCCGAUCAGCGCGAAGCUGGUUGCCAACAUGCUCCAGGUUUCGGGAUGCAACCACGUUAUCACGAUGGACCUUCACGCCUCGCAGAUCCAGGGAUUCUUCAACAUCCCCGUCGACAACCUGUACGCUGAGCCUAGUGUGCUCCAGUGGAUCAAGUCCAACAUGAGCGUCGAGGACACCGUCAUCGUCUCCCCCGACGCCGGCGGUGCCAAGCGAGCCACCGGUAUUGCCGAUCGCCUCGAGACUGGCUUCGCCCUGAUCCACAAGGAGCGCCCUCGCCCCAACGUCGUCGGCCGCAUGAUUCUCGUCGGAGACGUCAGAGACAAGAUCGCCAUCCUGGUCGACGACAUGGCCGACACCUGCGGUACCCUCGCCAAGGCUGCUGAGACUCUCAACAACGCCGGUGCUCGUGAGGUCAUCGCCAUCGUCACCCACGGCGUCCUCAGCGGCAACGCCGUCGAGACGCUCAACAACAGCUGCCUGUCCCGCAUCGUCGUGACCAACACUGUGCCCCUCGGCGACAAGAUCGAGCGCUGCCCCAAGCUGCGCGUCAUCGACAUCAGCCAGGUCCUUGGUGAGGCCAUCCGCCGCACCCACAACGGCGAGAGCGUCAGCUACCUCUUCAACCACGUUCCCGUGUAG
Messenger RNA from Colletotrichum chrysophilum, 888 nucleotides. RefSeq lists its product as uncharacterized. NCBI's taxonomy places the organism in Eukaryota, Fungi, Ascomycota, Sordariomycetes, Glomerellales, Glomerellaceae. The record is from RefSeq and is a predicted model, not a curated record. Gene Ontology annotation, biological process: ribonucleoside monophosphate biosynthetic process; purine nucleotide biosynthetic process; 5-phosphoribose 1-diphosphate biosynthetic process. Bases 1 to 888 code for a protein of 295 amino acids. Gene Ontology annotation, molecular function: magnesium ion binding; ribose phosphate diphosphokinase activity. The transcript is spliced from 6 exons. Gene Ontology annotation, cellular component: ribose phosphate diphosphokinase complex; cytoplasm.